GCGCUGUGCGGUGACCACUACUGGACCGCAAUCUCAUCUCUUAGACUGAACAGUUCUUUUGCGUUGCUUUCUUUCACAUCUGAGCCACUGCUUGAUUCAUAACCUACGUACUACCCUUCUUCGUACUCGAACGACGCCUGACACACCAACCUCGCGAUGUCCUCGGAUACUUGGCCGCCUCAGUUGAAAGAAUGGGUCGCGAAAUGCUUGGGCCAGAUGACGGACGGCAACAGGGCUGAAGCUCAGGCUGAACUAAGACAGGUAAUCGCUGACGCUUUCACCGCCAAGACCCUCUGGACGACGGACUGGGCAGGCGUACAACUGAAGAGCUUGCAACCGAAAUCGCCGCCCGGACUCAACGGGUUGAAGCGCAAAUCGUUGUUUCUCCCUAGUGCGGAAAUACCACUACAGACCAAGAAAGCCAAGAAGGCACAGAAGAAUCUGCCGGUAGUACCAGAUUUCAACGAUCAAGCCGCGCUCAGUCGCCGAGCCCAGCGGUUCCGACGUGAGCACGAACUCGAACGGAAGAAGAAUCAUCACGGUCAUCUUUUUCAUAACGCCGAUGCCUCUCGCUCAUUUUCUCCAUCUUCCUUUGCUGCGGAUGAUCCUGAGGCCUCUUCGAAUACCAUGGACUGGGAUCGCUUUGCGAUCGUUGGAACAUCGAAGGAAAUAUUUAAGGAUUAUUUACGUCUAACAUCAGAACCGAAACCAGAGCAGAUCCGUCCUUUCCCCGUCCUACAACAGACCCUGGCGGCUCUCAAACAGCGAUGGAAAGAACAAGCAUCCGGUCAAACGAGCUAUAAUUGGAUAUGUAGCCAGUUCAAGAGCUUACGGCAAGAUUUGACUGUUCAACGCAUCAAGAAUGACUUCACCGUACAAGUUUAUGAAAUACACGCGCGAAUGGCUUUAGAAAUCGGUGACAUGGUUGAAUACAACGCUUGUCAGGCGAUGCUCCGCGGGCUCUACGAGCUCGGCAUCCCUGGCAAAGUGGAGGAGUUCACCGCGUACCGGAUUUUAAUGCUGCUCCACGGUCAAAACCGCAGCGAAUUAACAUUGUACGUAGGUCAACUAACGCCUCAGCAGAAAUCACAUCCAGCCGUGAAGCAUGCACUGGACGUGCAGCGCGCUCUUGCGACUGGCAACUACCACGCCUUUUUUGCCCUUUAUCUCAAUGCUCCGAACAUGGGCGGAUACAUUAUGGACCAUUUCGUAGAACGCGAACGCGUCAAGGCGUUGAUGGUCGUUACUAAAGCAUAUCGGACGGUUCCUUUAACCUUCGUUCACCGGGAGCUGGCGUUUGACGACCUGCCAUCCACGCGUGACUUCCUCUCUGAACUCAAGGCAGCGACAUUCACCAACCCGAACGCAGCAGAUAAGGAUAAGGUCAUCGAGUGCAAGCCGGCCGUUGCACCUCUGCAACAAGCCUUCGAAGAGAAGUACCGCAAGGUUCAGCUCAAAGGCCGAAUAUGAUCUUCUUUCUCGACCUCAAGCUUUGACCCUGUCGUAACUCAAGACACCAUCCGUUCGUUGUUCUACGCCUCGUUAUCGCUUUCGUUUCCUCUCUUGUUAUGGGAUCCCUGGAGGAGUCGGGAUUGUUCAGCUUCGCUACCUCGCCGCUCUUCCCGCAACAUUGACGUCGAUCAAGAUGGGGGGCCGAUGGGACGCGAGGAGCUGCGCAAUGUGUCUGCACACGCAUCGGUUAGUGCUACUCUAGGCGCGUCAAUGUACAUAGCAGUCGUUUCCGCAAGUCUUUCACUGGUAAUAUAUGAUUGCUCG
Messenger RNA from Punctularia strigosozonata HHB-11173 SS5, 1776 nucleotides. RefSeq lists its product as uncharacterized. NCBI's taxonomy places the organism in Eukaryota, Fungi, Basidiomycota, Agaricomycetes, Corticiales, Punctulariaceae. The transcript is spliced from 9 exons. Gene Ontology annotation, cellular component: nucleus. The record is from RefSeq and is a predicted model, not a curated record. Bases 157 to 1470 code for a protein of 437 amino acids.